AUGGAGAUGUUCCCGGCAGCAGCAAUCAUUUCCCUACUCAUCUACUUGCUUUACAAAUUCCUGUACCGCAAAUCAGACGACAACUGUUACCUACUAGGCUACCAGUGCUACAAAGCUCCCGACGAGCUCAAGGCCAACGCCGGAACCUCCGCCAAAAUCGCCCUCCGGAACAAAAACCUCGGCCUGGAAGAGUACAGGUUCCUCGUCCGGACCAUGAUCCGCUCCGGCAUCGGCGAGGAGACCUACAUCCCCAGGAACUUCCUCGAAGGCCGCGAGGCCUCCCCGACCCUACAAGACUCCCUCGACGAGAUGACCGACGCCACCUUCAGCAACCUCGACGCCCUGUUCGCCACGUCAGCGGUCCGCCCGUGCCAGAUCGACAUCCUCGUCACCACGGGCUCCUUAUUCGCCCCGGUCCCUUCCCUCUCCAGCCGGAUCGUCCACCGCUACAAGAUGAAGGAAGGGAUCAAGUGCUUCAGCCUCACCGGGAUGGGGUGCAGCUCCAGCGUCAUCGCCGUCGACCUCGUCCGCCAGACCUUCCGGACGCGCCCCAACAGCUUCGCGGUCGUGGUUGCCGUGGAGCUCACGGCGCCCAACUGGUACACGGGGCAGGACCGGUCCAUGAUGCUGUCCAACGUUUUGUUCCGAGCCGGCGGGAGCUCCCUCCUCCUCACCAACCACCCGUCCUGGAAGGAGCGGGCCAUCAUGAAGAUGGAGGCGGUGGUCAGGAACCACGUGUCGACCGACGAGGCGUACGGGUGCGCCAUCCACGUGGAGGACGAGCAGGGCUACCCAGGCGCCCGCCUCACCAAGUCCCUACCCACGGUGGCCAUGCGCGCUCUGGAGGGGAACCUCAGGGUGCUGCUCCCCAAGGUUCUCCCACUGUGGGAGAUCCUGCGUUUCGUCGUUGCUAGGGCUAGCUACAGAUGGAGGAUCAAGAAGGGGGGCGACGACGAUUCGAAACCGCCGCCCCCAGUGAUGAACAUGAGGACCGGGAUCCAGCACUUCUGCCUGCACACGGGUGGGAGGGCGGUGAUCGACGGGUUCGAGAAGAGCUUCGGGCUGAGGGAGUACGACAUGGAGCCCUCGAGGAUGACGCUGCAUCGGUUCGGGAACACGUCGUGCAGCAGCCUGUGGUAUGUGUUGGGGUACAUGGAGGCGAAGAAGAGGCUGAAGAGAGGGGACAGCGUGAUGAUGGUAGGGUUGGGGGCGGGGUUUCUGUGCAACACUUGCGUCUGGACGGUGAUGAAGGACUUGGAGGACGGGAACGUGUGGGCGGACUGCGUCCAUCGGUAUCCUCCACAAACGGUGGGCAACCGCACGGCCGAGAUAUUGAGUUGGAUCUUUGACGAUUGCAUGAGUUUCAUCAAUUUCAAAGAUUAUGAUCGCGCCCUACUCUUUUCUCGUUAA
Linum trigynum is the source of this 1410-nucleotide messenger RNA. The record is from the annotation of a GenBank genome assembly. NCBI's taxonomy places the organism in Eukaryota, Viridiplantae, Streptophyta, Magnoliopsida, Malpighiales, Linaceae.